Molecule: messenger RNA, 1581 nt
Organism: Hansenula ciferrii
Lineage: Eukaryota; Fungi; Ascomycota; Saccharomycetes; Phaffomycetales; Wickerhamomycetaceae
Gene: NDT80
Product: transcription factor NDT80
Exons: 1
Coding region: 1-1581 (526 amino acids)
Biological process (GO): positive regulation of transcription by RNA polymerase II; meiotic cell cycle
Cellular component (GO): nuclear chromosome
Molecular function (GO): DNA binding; DNA-binding transcription factor activity
Source: RefSeq, a predicted model, not a curated record
AUGUCAGAUACACCAAAAACUUAUUCAAGGCGGUCCAGCCUACUGUCAACCUUUUUGGCUUCAUCAAAGAAAAAAUUGGCCCCAAGAUCAAGUUUGCAAUUCAAGAUCGGUCCUCAAUUUUCAACAACAUUGGUCAAUAAUGAUAUAAUCAACUCGAAAGGGGAAACUGUAAGACCAAUUAUCACCCCUAGAAUAGAUAGAGGUUUUGAGAUGAUUGAUAAUGAGUGGGUGGGAUAUAAAAGAAAUUAUUUCACAUUGGUUAGUGCUUUUUGCUUCAAAAAUACAUCUUUUCUGAAAUUUGUUGGUGAUAACUAUUUUACAAUUGAUCCAGAGACAAAACAGAAGGUUGAAAUUGAAUAUUUUGCAUUGAAAUUAACUUCCAAAUGUGCGGAUGAUGGUAGUCAAGUUGUUUUGGUUCAACACACAGCUAAAAGAGAUAGGGGACCCCAGGUAGAACCACCUACACAUCCUGCUGUUCCUGGUGAUCUCCCAGAUCAUACCACAAUUAGGGAAGCUGCCAAUGUUAGAAACACUUCCAAAAUUGCAAAGUUAAACAGAGUCUUCUUUUUUGAUAGAAAUGAUACAAACAAUGGUCUGAUAAAUAUCCGUGGUUUGAUGGACUACCCUAAUGAUAAAAUUAUCAAAGUUGCAAGAUAUGAAAGAAUCCAAUUCUCUUCUUCAAUAAAUUAUAAAAAACCUUCGUUGAACAAUAAAAGAUUCAAACUUUAUGUUGAGCUUGUUGGGCAUACUUCAAAGGGAAGUUUUGUACCAUUAGCCCACACAGAAACACCGCCAUUAAUAGUCAGAGGAAGAUCGCCAUCUAAUUACCAAGGUCAUGAAAGUGAUAACACUCCAAUAGAUAUGAGUGAAACGAUUCACUCGACACCAUUAGAAAGCCUUGAUGAUUAUGACACAUAUCAAAUAUUAAAAAUGGCAACUGAAGAUUUGCAAGCUAGCCCUUGCAUUGAAUCAAGACCUAAGAAAAAAAGGGGUAGAAAACCAAAACCAAAGUCAGAAAUCCAGUCUGUCAAAAAGCAAAAAACUCACAAAUCUCAAAAGAAAAAUAUAGUCAAAAAAAGCUCAGGUCACAAAGCAAAAACAAAUUCAGAGACUAACAGCACAAACUUCUUUAGUCAACAUGAUGAUACACCUUUAUCAAAUUUUAUUGAUGACUCUUUAUUGCGCCCGUUUAGCUUUGAAACACCAGAUUUUAAUGAUGUAACAAAAACACCUUCACCAGUUCUUAAUAUGUAUCAUUCUAAAUUGAAUAUACAAGAUGAAAAUGUGGAUCCAUAUGAGUUUGACGACUCGGCACAUUUGGUUGAUCUUUUUGAUACUCAAAUGAGUUAUUCAGGGGUUGAAAGACCGCAUUUGACUAAUAUAACUAAUUCACAUUCUAAAGAGCAUCAACAUUCAACCAAUACUAUGGGUAACUAUGAUACUGAGCUUAUGCAAUUGAAAGGACACCUCAAGAAAGAGGAACCUGAUGAUUGUUUCCAUGGUGAGUUUGCAAAAAUAAACCCAUCUGAAAUGUUGCAAGUUGGUGAUUAUGAAGAAGGACCAAGCUUCAUAUACAGCUAA